Messenger RNA from Setaria italica (foxtail millet), 2717 nucleotides. Its product is annotated as cyclic nucleotide-gated ion channel 1. NCBI's taxonomy places the organism in Eukaryota, Viridiplantae, Streptophyta, Magnoliopsida, Poales, Poaceae. The record is from RefSeq and is a predicted model, not a curated record. Gene Ontology annotation, cellular component: membrane. The transcript is spliced from 9 exons. Bases 279 to 2291 code for a protein of 670 amino acids. Gene Ontology annotation, biological process: potassium ion transport; transmembrane transport. Gene Ontology annotation, molecular function: voltage-gated potassium channel activity.
GCCACCACCACCAUCAUGCGGCGAAGACCACGUCAGCGGGAAGCUUCAUCGCAUUUGCUCCCGCCCCAACUCCGCCCGCCUACCGCGCCCCGCGUCGAAGGGGAAAGGAGGCGCCCGCGCCCCCAAGUCGAAACCCUAGAUCCCAGUUGGUUGUUGUGGCAUAACUUAGCUUUGUUGAUUAUCCUAAUCACUGAGAAUACUUAAAGGGAGCUUGAUGCAUGUGAAUACCAGGCCUGGAGGAUAGAUCUAAUCCUGCUAGCAGCUAAAAUUAUAAGAAAAUGAUGAUGGGAAAAGAGGACAGAUAUGUGAGGUUUCAGGACUGGAGAUCAGAGCAAUCUGUUAGCUCAGAGAACAUAGUUGUUCCAUGUAGAAAAACAAAGUCUGCAACAGGAACUCUUCAUCCCCAAGGGCCGUUUCUGCAAAAAUGGAACAGGAUAUUUGUGAUAUCAUGUAUACUUGCAGUUUCAGUGGACCCAUUGUUCUUGUAUAUCCCAAUUAUCAAUGAUGAAAAACCUUGCUGGUACUUGGAUAGAAAGUUGGAAAAGGCAGCAAGUGUCCUGCGUUUUUUCACAGAUAUUUUCUACAUACUCCAUAUCAUAUUUCAGUUCCGAACAGGCUUUAUUGCGUCAUCUCCUACGACUUUUGGGCGGGGUGUCUUAAUCAAAGAUAGAUAUGCAAUAAUGAAGCGAUACAUAUCAACAUACUUUUUUAUUGAUGUCUUCGCUAUUCUACCCAUCCCGCAGGUAAUUAUUUUGGUUGUGCUACCUAAACUUCCAGACGCAGAGGUUAUGAAAGCCAAAAAUGUCUUGAUGAUUAUAAUUAUAUGCCAAUAUGUGCCUCGACUAAUCCGAAUAAGACCGCUAUAUCAACAAAUCACAAGAUCUGCUGGGGUUAUUACAGAGACAGCACGGGCUGGUGCUGCUUUCAAUCUUUUACUUUACAUGCUUGCCAGUCAUGUCCUUGGAGCAAUUUGGUACUUGCUUUCUAUUCAACGCCAAGAAUCCUGCUGGAGACAGGAGUGUAGAAAUAAUGCAACAUGUGAUGCUAAAUAUAUAUACUGUGGGGCUGUCAAUAAUAAUGAGAAAAAUGCUUUUUUAAAGACUGUUUGCUCAUUAAGUCCACCAAACAGUCUUCCAGAUCCAUUCUUCGGGAUUUAUGCACCAGCUAUAGAAAAUAUAACACAAUCAAGAAGUUUCUUUGUAAAAUUGUUCUUCUGUGUUUGGUGGGGCCUGCAAAAUCUUAGUUCUCUUGGCCAAAACCUGAAAACAAGCACUUAUGCAUGGGAGAAUAUAUUUGCUGUUUUUGUCUCAAUAUCAGGUUUAGUUUUGUUUGCACUGCUUAUUGGUAAUAUGCAGACCUAUUUGCAAUCAGCCUCUCUGAGAAUAGAAGAAAUGAGAGUGAAAAGCCGUGACACGGAUCAGUGGAUGUCAUAUCGACAUCUUCCUGAGAACCUCAAGGAAAGAAUACGGCGUUAUGAACAGUACAGAUGGCAAGAAACAAGCGGUGUUGAUGAAGAGCAACUCCUUGUGAAUCUCCCCAAAGAUCUUAGGAGGGAUAUAAAACGACAUCUUUGUUUAUCACUUCUCAUGAGGGUUCCAAUGUUUGAAAAUAUGGACGAUCAGCUCUUGGAUGCCAUGUGUGAUUGCCUAAAGCCCAUUCUAUACACAGAAGGUAGCUGCAUCAUUCGUGAAGGGGAUCCGGUUACUGAAAUGCUCUUCAUCAUGCGAGGAAAUCUAAUGAGCAUGACGACAAAUGGUGGAAGAACUGGCUUCUUUAACUCCGAUGUUCUAGAAGGUGGGGAUUUCUGCGGUGAGGAGCUCCUCACCUGGGCUCUUGAUCCCACAUCAACAUCAAGCCUCCCCAGCUCAACAAGGACAGUGAAGACAAUGUCUGAAGUCGAAGCUUUUGCUUUGAGGGCUGAAGACUUGAGGUUUGUGGCCAUCCAAUUCCGACGACUCCACAGCAAGCAGCUCCAGCACACUUUCAGGUUCUACUCGCAGCAGUGGAGAACCUGGGCUGCCUGUUUCAUCCAAGCAGCCUGGCACCGGUACUGCAGGAAGAAGAUUGAAGACUCUUUGCGCGAGAAGGAGAAGAGGUUGAAGUUUGCGAUUGCGACUGAAGGGUCCACCUCUCUCAGCUUCAUGGCAGCACUGUAUGCUUCGCGUUUCGCUGGAAAUAUGGUACGGAUCUUGAGGAGGAACGCCACACGCAAGGCCCGGCUGCAGGAACGAGUGCCUGCGAGAAUGCUGCAGAAGCCAGCAGAGCCCAACUUCUCCGCGGAAGAGCAGUAGCUUCGCUCUUGUGCCUAACCUUUGCCAGACAUGGAUGCUAAGCCAAAAAAGGAAAUAAAAGAGAGAGAGAGAGAGAGAGCACCAUGAUAGCGUGACUACUUGAUGACGUAGAUGGCUGCUUGUUUCAGAUCUUUCGAGUAGCGUUGUACUCCUCCGUUGUUUUAGCUUUUCUAAUACAUAUUUAUAUUUAGAUGCAUAAUAAUAUAUACGAGAUUCGGAGGAGUUAUACGCCUUACCUCGGUCUUAUGUGCUUGUGUAACGUAGGUGUGAUUAGCAAUGUAGUGAUGUGCCUCAAAGUAUAUAUGUAUAGUUGGCGAUCGUGUUUUCUCAUUGUAGACGGGACUGGUAGGUGGUAUCUAAAACUUUACAUCGCCAGCCCCUCGUAUAUAUUGCAAUUUACUUAGUUGGCGCGCGUGCGCUGCUAGC